Molecule: messenger RNA, 1225 nt
Organism: Cuscuta campestris
Lineage: Eukaryota; Viridiplantae; Streptophyta; Magnoliopsida; Solanales; Convolvulaceae
Source: the annotation of a GenBank genome assembly
AUUAGGGACAUUAUUAAGUGCUAUUUAAGGAAUAAAAGAAUUUAAGUGUUAUUUGAAGAAAUGACUUAAGUUUUAGUGCUAUUUUAGUGCAAAUAUUUCACAUUUUCUAGUUUCCAAAGAAACCUAAUUUUUUUGUGUGUGCAAAGGAGUACUCCGUAAUUGUAAAAACUUAAAAGGAGGGGUAAAAAAACACGGCGCAUUUGGCUCACACACUAAUGUCUUUCUCCUGGAUCUCCAUUUCCCUCUAUUCUCUCGCCCAUUCUUUUCUUCCUGAUUACUCCCCCAAGGCCCCAAAACACUAGUUUUUUUUGCCAUUGAUGGGGAUCGUCCUUGAUUCUUCAAACAAGGGAGCAAAUGGAAGCAGCACGGUUGAUAAAAAGGUUAAGGUUGUGUUUGUAUUAGGUGGCCCUGGAAGUGGCAAGGGCACACAAUGUGCGAAAAUAGUUGAGCAUUUCGGGUACACCCAUCUAAGUGCAGGAGAUCUCCUUCGUGCAGAGAUCAAGUCCGGAUCGGAAAAUGGUACAAUGAUUCAGAACAUGAUCAAAGAGGGAAAGAUUGUACCUUCUGAAGUAACAAUUGCUCUCCUCCAACGCGCAAUCCACGAGAAUAAGAACGACAAGUUUCUUAUUGAUGGCUUCCCUCGCAACGAAGAAAAUCGCGAAGCUUUUGAACAUGUUACUGGACUUCUUCCAGAAUUUGUCCUCUUCUUUGAUUGUUCUGAGGAAGAGAUGGAGAGCCGCCUUUUGAGCCGUAAUCAGGGAAGAGAAGAUGACAAUAUAGACACAAUUAGAAAGCGAUUUAAUGUUUACAUGGAGUCCAGUCUCCCUGUUAUUGAAUACUACAAGUCUAAGGGCAAGGUUCAGAGGAUUGAUGCUUCCAAGCCUGUUGGUGAAGUUUUUGAAGAGGUUAAAGCUGUGUUUGCCCCAUCUGAUGCAAAGAUUGCAGUUUAAGGAGUGCAUUUGUACCGAAGUGCUAUAAUUCAAUGUGGCAUCGGAUGAGGAAGUUGAUUUGGUUCUUGUUCUGUUAUAGAGAAAGGUUAUAUUUAGGAAUAAUAACAAUAAUUCCUUUCAUUUUAAUCUUUUUUUUUACACUUGAUGUAGUUAAACCAUGUUGAAGUCUGAGUGAGGCUGUUGCCUGUUUGCUAUACGGAGUACUUUGGCAAACUAAGAGAAAUAUGAUGUAUUGUUAUCAUCGCCUCUAUAGUCUAUAAAUUUCUCGUGCAUUU